GAGAACAGCUCGGAGAGGCUGCCGACAUUGGCCGAGCUAAUACCACACCCGGCGCUCAAUUGGCCCUUCGAAUUGGACACCUUCCAGAAACAGGCCAUUCGCUGCCUAGAACGCAAGCAGUCCGUUCUUGUGGCUGCGCACACUUCGGCGGGCAAGACUGUGGUAGCCGAAUACGCCUGUGCAAUGUGCAAGCGACACGGAUCACGGGCAAUCUACACCAGUCCAAUCAAAGCCCUAUCUAAUCAGAAAUUCCGCGAUUUUCGGAAAACAUUUGGAGACGAUGUGGGACUGGUGACUGGCGACAUCAGUGUGUCAGUGAAUUCACGCAUCUUAAUCAUGACCACUGAAAUUCUCCUCAACAUGGUGCGCAAUGCCUCAAUCGACGACAUCGAGGCUGUCAUCAUGGACGAGGUGCACUACCUGGGUGACAAGGAGCGUGGUCACGUGUGGGAGCAGUUGCUGCUUAUGCUACCACAAAGAGUGACGUUGGUAUUGCUGAGUGCCACCCUUCCAAACAUCAUUGAGUUCGCGGGUUGGCUUGGUCGGGCACGUGGUGGAAUUGAAAUCCACGUGUGCCAGACACUUAAACGGCCCGUGCCCCUGCAACACUACAUCUACACGGGCCGCGACAGGCGAACCCGCAAUAACCUAUACCUCGUUGUGAACAAGGAGGGAAAAUUUAUGCGUAAAGGUCAGUGA
Mesocestoides corti is the source of this 699-nucleotide messenger RNA. The record is from the annotation of a GenBank genome assembly. NCBI's taxonomy places the organism in Eukaryota, Metazoa, Platyhelminthes, Cestoda, Cyclophyllidea, Mesocestoididae.